AGGCGGUGACGCUCGCGGUGACAAAGCGCCUCGGGCUGGACUACCAGACACAGAAGGAGUGCCUCGUGCUGGACCCGCACUCGUACAAGCUCACCGAGGAGGUGGAGUACUCUAACUCGUAUCCGGGACUGAAGUCCGUCUACCGCAUCCACCAAGUGGCAAUGCAGGCGAAGGACAUCCAGCACCUCGGUGCGCUCGGCCUGCCGGAGGGCACGGACUUCGUGAUCACCCGGCAGGAGUCCAACGAGGACAGGAUCGUGUUGAAGUAUGGCUGGCAGCCAUCGGAUGAUUGCCAGAGCUUCGUCCAAGACCUCCCCGCCUUCACCCGCAGGAUGACCCAUAAGAAGAGCGACAAGGAGUACAGGAGGAAUCUUGUCGACAACCCGGUCAAGGCGCAGGGGGCGAAAGAGGCGCCGGAGGAGCCCGUCCUCAAGCGCCGGGUUCAGGCGCCCGAGCCCAUCACCGUGCCCGCCAGGAGCUCCUGGAAGUCCUCCUACGCGGUGGCCGAGAUGAUGCGGGGGAAGCACACGGACUGGGCCCGUGCGAAGAACGCCGCCAAGCGCAUCCGCGACCCGGAGUACCACGUGGGCAUGUUCUUCGAGGACUGCCGGGCGGCGUUCCCGGAGCUCCAGCUCUACCAGGUCGACAGCGCCACGAGCAGCGGCCGCAGCGGCGACGACGAGUACCAGCGCACCGUCGGGGCCCUCUUCGCGGUGUUCUGGCUCAUGCGCUUGCACCUGGACGGAGGCGCCCACUUCCCACCGAGCGCUGAUGGCGGCAAGUUCAAGGCGGGCGUCGGCGUUAUUGUGAAGGCUAACAUUGGGGUUCCCUUGUUAGAUGGAUAUAUUGAUAGCCAUGUCCUUAUCCCAGGGCAUGGGGUCGCUGUUUACGUUCACGUGGGGCCGCGCCAUGGCUUCAUCGCGGUCCCACUGUACAUGAUUCAAGGAGAGCUUCUUGGAGGCAGCAAUGCUGAGAAGAUUAGACAGUUGGGUCAGUGCUUGUCCUACUACAAGGCUCCGUUCAUCGUUGGGGCUGAUUGGGACAUGUUUUGGGACAAGAUAGUGCAGGGCCGUCUUCAUGAAAGACUUCGCGGCACCUUCAUCGCCCUUCAGGACGGCACCUACAGGGACCCCAAGACGGGCAACACCACGAUGAUAGAUUACUUCAUGGCCUCCGACGGCUUGGGCGCAGUCAUGGAGGAUGUCGCUGAGAAGGUGGAGGCCGAAGACGAUGAUGACGAGGUGCAGUUUGAAGUCCCCCGUGGUGAGCCUUCGUUCUCUUGGACCGAGCUCAUGGGGGACGACGCUCACUUUGAAUGUGGCACGGCUUCUGACCAGCGCUCGCGAUUGGAUGGGCUGUGCAAGGCGCUGUUCGAUGGCGCUGAGGAGGAGUUACUCCCCCUCUUCCAGUACAGGGUGCAGGACGUUCGUCUCACAUGGCGCGCACGUGCGCAGGGGCAUCCCAGGGCAUGGCAGCACUUAUAUGACUUUGCCGGUGCGCGUGGCAAGGACGGUAAGCUCAGGCACGCACUUCCUCCGCACGUGCCCGAGGACGUUGUAUUCAUUGUCAUGCAGGCGUGCACGCAGUCGCAUUUCCACUGGGGCAUGCUUAGCUUCGUGGGUACCUUCCUCGGUCGGCUAGCUGAGCAAGAGGAGUGA
Molecule: messenger RNA, 1658 nt
Organism: Prorocentrum cordatum
Lineage: Eukaryota; Dinophyceae; Prorocentrales; Prorocentraceae
Source: the annotation of a GenBank genome assembly